This is a messenger RNA of Thrips palmi, 1194 nucleotides long. It is a transcript of the gene Uros1, whose product is annotated as uroporphyrinogen-III synthase. Gene Ontology annotation, molecular function: uroporphyrinogen-III synthase activity. NCBI's taxonomy places the organism in Eukaryota, Metazoa, Arthropoda, Insecta, Thysanoptera, Thripidae. The record is from RefSeq and is a predicted model, not a curated record. Bases 130 to 933 code for a protein of 267 amino acids. The transcript has 4 exons. Gene Ontology annotation, biological process: uroporphyrinogen III biosynthetic process.
CCGAUUGAGUUUGUGUUGUUUAUUUUGUUGGGAUAGGUUAGGGUGCCUUUGGUCGUGGCGUCUGCUAGUGCCAGUCUGAGGGUUUGCUUUGCGUUUUGCAAGUAAGCGUUGUCAGGAAUUCCCCAUGAAAUGAAAAUAUUGGUGCUCAAGGCACCAAAAGAAACUGCUGAAGAUGGUGACCCCUAUGUCAAUGCAUUACGGAAUGUGGGAUUGGAUGCUGACGGGCUUGAGGUGUUGUCCUUUCAAUAUGUAAACCAAGAUUUGUUAAGGGAGAAAGUUUUAGAUCCAAAAAACUAUGGGGGUUUUAUUUUUACGAGUCCACGAGGUGUAGUUGCUGUUGAACAAUGCCUUAAAGGUACUGAGCUCGGCAGGAAUGAGUGGUCGUCUGUGCCUGCCUAUGUUGUUGGUGAGGGAACAGGAAAAGUACUGUGGGAAAAGUUUGAAAUUCCGAGUGUAGGUCAAGAUUCUGGAAGUGCUCAAAAGCUGGCUCACUUCAUAAGAAAAGAACACACGGAUGGAAACAGGAAACCACUCCUAUUUCCCAGUGCAGAUCUUAAACGAAAUGCUUUGCAAGAAAUGUUAACAGAAGCUGGAAUUUCAGUAGAUGUUGUAACAUCAUACAAAACUAUUCCUCAUCCUCAUUUAGAAGCAAUUUUGAAAGAAAAGUUUUCCAGUAAUGAAGGAAGGCCUGACGUGCUGGUGUUUUUUAGUCCAUCUGGAGUGAAUGCUGUUCUUUCUCACCCGUCAGAUUUGCAACAGUGCAAGGUGGUAGCCAUAGGACCAACAACUGAAGCAGCAUUAAAAGAUAGGGGAAUGGUCGUGUUUGCUACUGCAGAAAACCCUUCUCCUACUGGCCUUGUUGAAGCCAUUCAAGCUGCCCUGAAGAAAACUGCACCAGAACUACCACAUGCGACAGGAGAAGAUCUUGGUUAACUUGGUUGAGUGCAGAGGGAAAAGGGGGAGGGACCAAUAAUGCUAAAGGACUGAAAAACAACAGACAAUUGGAAGGUGUGAACAAGUCAAUAUAUAUUCUUUCUUUAGUAAAACAAGUCUAUAUCCUAGCCAUAACAUUGCUUUUCCUAUAAAUAUUUUAUUUUCUGGAACAAUUGCAAGAUAUUGACUUUAUGAUAAAUUUUUCUUAAAUAUAUUUACACAUUUUCACAACAAAUGGAGCGUCAUUCUCCUUUUUUAAAA